AUGUUACAAUAGCUAGUCUAGUUAAUUGUUCAUAAUGGAAAAUAACAGAAUAGCUAAGAUACUAAAAAUGUUAGAUUUCUGUCAGAAAAUGAUAUUGUCUAGAUUUCUUAACAAAACUAGCCAAUUACUUCAGAAUCUAAUGAAGAUGAUAACGAUAGUUUUUCAGUGAUUAUCCUUAUUAUUUGUCUGUUUCUAUUGAUAUGUGUUUGUGGAACAAUAGUUGAGGUGAGUAGAAGGAAAAAAGUUAAAAAAGAAAAUGAACAUAAAUUAUUGCAAGAAAAGCGUUUGUCCCUACAAGCUAAUAUAGGAAUGCUCAAUAAAAUCUAAGAUUAGAUGCAAUUUUCUAUAUGGAAGUUGACCAGCUUCAAUUAUAAAAAUUUCUCUACUCAAAAAAUACUGAAAUUCGAAUCCUUCUUUACUUCCCAUAAUUAAUUAGAACUUUAAAUAAAUGUGGAAUAAGCCAAAGAAUCUUGGUCAGCCGAGGGACACAUUUCUACUAACUCAGAAUAAGAAAUUUAAAUUCAUUUGAGGACUAGCCUUGAUUAUGAAUUAUUAGAGAGGAAUGAAAAAGGUGAUCAUCAUUUAUAUUUACUUCAAUAAUUUAAAGGGGUAUAUAAUUAAGAAAAAAAUAAGUUUAUUGGUUCUUGGAGUGUCUAUGGAAGUUAAGAACUCAAUAAUUUAAAUUUUUUUGGCGAAUUUGAAUUAACAAGAGUACUUGUGUGA
This is a messenger RNA of Paramecium sonneborni, 723 nucleotides long. The record is from the annotation of a GenBank genome assembly. Lineage: Eukaryota; Ciliophora; Oligohymenophorea; Peniculida; Parameciidae.